Messenger RNA from Colossoma macropomum (tambaqui), 2619 nucleotides. It is a transcript of the gene serpinf1, whose product is annotated as serpin peptidase inhibitor, clade F (alpha-2 antiplasmin, pigment epithelium derived factor), member 1. Bases 151 to 1383 code for a protein of 410 amino acids. The transcript is spliced from 8 exons. Gene Ontology annotation, biological process: negative regulation of endopeptidase activity; negative regulation of angiogenesis. Lineage: Eukaryota; Metazoa; Chordata; Actinopteri; Characiformes; Serrasalmidae. Gene Ontology annotation, molecular function: serine-type endopeptidase inhibitor activity. The record is from RefSeq and is a predicted model, not a curated record.
UCGGAGCAGCAGACCACCUUCUCAGCGUCAGCAGACUGAGGGCGGGUCUGAACGGCUGGAAAAGUUGUGUAUGUGUGAAGUUGGCGUGGAGAGCGGUGCCACGGAGGAGCAGUGAAGACCUAGCAGAAAACAGCAUCUCUUUACAGCUCCAUGAUGAAGAGGAUAGCCUUGCUGCUGUGUCUUUGGGGUCUUCUCUCCAUCUCCAGUGCUCAGGAGACAGAUGCAGAAGAGGGUGGCGGUGAGGAGGAGGUAGUUGACCUCUUCACCACCCCGCGCACAAAGCUGGCCGCUGCAAUGUCUGACUUCGGCUACAACCUGUUCCGUCAGCUGGCUGCCCGCGACCCCAAGGCCAGCGUCCUCUUGUCCCCAGUGAGCAUCUCUGCAGCAUUCACACAGCUCUCCAUGGGAGCUUCAGAGCGCGCAGAGAAGCAGCUGCAACGGGUCUUGCGCUACCACAACCUGCGUGACAUCCAGCUCCAUGACACUCUCAGAGACCUGCUGACCUCUCUAAGAGCCUCCGCCAAGGGCUUCAGCUCUGUAGAGCGCCUCUUACUGGCCAGGAAACUGCGUCUCAAGCUGGAGUACCUGAACGCAGUGGAGAAGCAGUACGGGGAACGCCCCCAAACGCUCAUGGGUGGACCCCGGGACCAAAAGUCUGUCAACGAUUGGUUCAAACAGCAGACAGGCGGUAAAGUGGACCGUGUCCUUGCAACUCCUCUUCCACGUAACUCUGAUGUAGUGCCUGCGGGAGCAGCCUACUUCAAAGGGAAAUGGAUAACCAGGUUCAGCCAGGCGGGUAAGAUGGAUGAGUUCCGGUUGGAUGGCGAGGCACCAGCUCGCAUUGCAGUAAUGCAGCAAUCGAAUUAUCCAGUCAAGAUGGGCAUUGAUUCAGACCUUGGCUGCACGAUAGUGCAGGUUCCCAUGGAGGAUGGAGUGAGCAUGUACUUUUUCCUGCCUGAUGAGGUGACUCAGAACUUUACUCUGGUUGAGGAGGCUUUGACAGCAGAGUUUGUUCAGGACCUGGCCAACACUCUUCAUUCAGUUCAUCUGCAGCUCACCCUUCCUGUGCUUAAACUCAGCUACAGCACAGACUUGCUGGGCCUUCUCUCUGGGCUGGGGCUCUCUGAAUGGCUGGAGAACACAGACCUCAUCAAAAUCUCUGCACAGGCUGCGAAGCUGAGCACAGUCCGUCACAAAGUCGUCAUGGAGACGGCUCCAGAGGGUAGCCAGUAUGCCAGCACCACUCCGACUGGCAGUGUUCAGUCACUGGCCCUUUCUUACCGUGUGGACCGCCCCUUCCUCUUCUUGGUUCGAGAUGAGCCAUCGGGCACACUUCUCUUAAUGGGAAAGAUCCUAAACCCACGUGACCUGGCAAGUGUAUGAGAGCAGCACACACACAUACACACACGUAUAUAUCAAUGUUGAUAUACCACAUAUGUUAUGAGCUUCUGUACUUUAACAUUUGAUUUAAAGAAGAACAUAUUCAAAGCUGUCACAGUACAGUUUAUGUUUUAUCACAUUUAAAGUACAUGAAAGUGGCCAAUUUCAUCAAAUGUGCACCAAAAUUCUUCCAAAGCACAUUUGCAUUUGCAUAUAUGAUGUAAAGAGAUUCCACAAACAUACAUAAACAUUCUAAUGCAAAAAAACCCUUUUUCUAGGCAAAACAGUGCACUUAUUCUACAGUUUUCAUUUAUUUUAGAUCCGUAUAUGACAUUUGUGUGGUUUUAUGUACCAAAAACAGUCAUAAUUUACUUUGGUCACUUUAAGACCAAUAUGCAAUAUGUUUUGUCAAUUUUCUAAAUGAAAAUAAGCUACACAUCCUCUACAGUUAACAAACUUUCUAUUCUGGCAUUUUUCUGUUAGUUUUGGUGCACAAUUUCUAUGUAUUUGCUUGGUUUAACAUAUCUGAAAAAAUAGACAUAAAAUAUAAAAUGUCGCCAUAAUUUUUCCAGUAUGUUAAAUUCAACAAUUAAACAAGAAUUGUGCAUAAAAAUGUGCAGAAGUGGGUUCUCUGUGCAGGUUGUGUUCACUUUAUUUUCACUUAGAAAAUCAACAAAAAAUGUUAUUUGACCAGGGCGCCCAAACUUUUGCAUAUGACUGUGUCUAAAUGAACUCUCGUUCUGAUUGGCUGACCUGUUUUUGCCUCAUUUAAAAAGUAGUUCAGUCUAAAACAGUCCUUAUAACUUUAACAUGAAUUUGGUUUUCUGUUCUUCCUGUGAUAUGGGCCCUUUAAACAAAGACAGGCUUUCAUUUCAGAUGGAACAGAUGAACAGUUAGCUGAAGUAGUAUAUUUGUCCCAUUUUGUUUUCUUUCUGCUAUAUAUGCAUUAUACUGCAUAAUACCUCAUAAGUGCUCACAGAUUUCCCCUCUUUUUGCCAUGUUGGCAAACACCCUUCAUACCAGAAAUCUCAGAUUAUAAGUGAAUUAAAAAUGAAGCUUGCAGAUUAGAAAUAUUUGAGCUUUGUAUUUCAGUGCUUUGUUUCUAAUUUCAAAUUUAAUGUAAUCCCACACAUGCUUAAGGCAAACAUACAAAUUUAUUGGUUGACGGUCCCAUUUGUAUAUUUACCAACAGGAAUCAUCUGAAUUUGUAUAUUGAGACAAAUAAAAAAUACAAAAAAA